CUGCCGGAUCGCUGGACCGAUCCUAUAAAGGGAGCUUGGCCGGGCGCGCGCUCCACUUGGCUGAGGGCGCCUCCGCGGGCCGUGCCGUGCGCCUGCGCAGUGUGGGCCGCUCCCCGCCCCCUGCCCCACUGCUGCCGCCUGCUGCCCUAGCCAGCCGGCCGUCCAGGCCCCGCCUCGGCUCCGUGCCCUCGCCCAGCUCUCAGCCGCCGUUCUGCCCCGCAGCAGCCAGUCCCGUCUCCAACAGCAUGUUCAGCUGGGUCAGCAAGGAUGCCCGCCGCAAGAAGGAGCCGGAGCUCUUCCAGACGGUGGCCGAGGGGCUGCGGCAGCUGUACGCGCAGAAGCUGCUGCCCCUGGAGGAGUACUACCGCUUCCACGAGUUCCACUCGCCCGCGCUGGAGGACGCUGACUUCGACAACAAGCCAAUGGUGCUCCUCGUGGGCCAGUACAGCACGGGCAAGACCACCUUCAUCCGGCACCUGAUCGAGCAGGACUUCCCGGGGAUGCGCAUCGGGCCCGAGCCCACCACCGAUUCCUUCAUCGCCGUCAUGCACGGCCCCACCGAGGGCGUGGUGCCCGGCAACGCGCUUGUCGUCGACCCGCGGCGCCCCUUCCGCAAGCUCAACGCCUUCGGCAACGCCUUCCUCAACAGGUUCAUGUGUGCCCAGCUGCCCAACCCGGUCCUGGACAGCAUCAGCAUCAUUGACACUCCUGGGAUCCUGUCCGGGGAGAAACAGCGCAUCAGCAGAGGUUACGACUUUGCGGCAGUCCUGGAGUGGUUUGCCGAGCGAGUGGACCGCAUCAUCCUGCUCUUUGACGCCCACAAGCUGGACAUCUCUGACGAGUUCUCGGAGGUCAUCAAGGCCCUCAAGAACCACGAGGACAAGAUCCGCGUGGUGCUGAACAAGGCUGACCAGAUCGAGACACAGCAGUUGAUGCGGGUGUACGGAGCCCUCAUGUGGUCCCUGGGGAAGAUCAUCAACACCCCCGAGGUGGUCAGGGUCUACAUCGGCUCCUUCUGGUCCCACCCGCUCCUCAUUCCCGACAACCGCAAGCUCUUUGAGGCCGAGGAGCAGGACCUCUUCAAAGACAUCCAGUCUCUGCCCCGAAACGCCGCCCUCAGGAAGCUCAAUGACCUGAUCAAGCGGGCACGGCUGGCCAAGGUCCAUGCCUACAUCAUCAGCUCCCUCAAGAAGGAGAUGCCCAACGUCUUUGGUAAGGAGAGCAAGAAGAAAGAGCUGGUGAACAACCUGGGAGAGAUCUACCAGAAGAUCGAACGAGAGCAUCAGAUCUCCCCUGGGGACUUCCCCAGCCUCCGCAAGAUGCAGGAACUCCUGCAGACCCAGGACUUCAGCAAGUUCCAGGCCUUGAAGCCCAAGCUGCUGGACACAGUGGACGACAUGCUGGCCAAUGACAUUGCCCGGCUGAUGGUGAUGGUGCGCCAGGAGGAGUCCCUGAUGCCCUCCCAGGCUGUGAAGGGCGGCGCCUUCGAUGGCACCAUGAACGGGCCCUUUGGGCACGGCUACGGUGAGGGGGCCGGCGAGGGCAUUGACGAUGUCGAGUGGGUGGUGGGCAAGGACAAGCCCACCUACGAUGAGAUCUUCUACACACUGUCCCCCGUCAACGGCAAGAUCACGGGUGCCAAUGCCAAGAAGGAGAUGGUGAAGUCCAAGCUGCCCAACACGGUGCUGGGGAAGAUCUGGAAGCUGGCUGAUGUGGACAAGGACGGGCUGCUGGACGACGAGGAGUUCGCCCUGGCCAACCACCUCAUCAAGGUCAAGCUCGAGGGCCACGAGCUGCCCGCUGACCUGCCCCCGCACCUGAUCCCGCCCUCCAAGCGGAGGCACGAGUGACUGAGUGACCGAGUGACCAGCCUUGCCCUGGCCACCUGCCACCUCCACACCACCCAGCAGGCAAAGGCCUGGGAGGCAGAGAUUGGGGGGAGGGGAAGGCUCACCAUUUCUCAAGGUCCAUAAAGACUGAGCGGAUGUUUCCUCGGCUCUUGAAAAGGAAAACCGCCAUCUUUCUUUUAAGGCUGUUCCUGGGCCCGGCAGGGGAGGCAGGGGUGAUACUCAGAUGCGAAUGAUGGAAUUUUGUGCACAAGAACUAUGGAUAUUUUUAAUAUAUAACGUUAGAGGCACGUUCUUUCUUGCCUCCUGCUCUGUCUGACAGCCUCCCCUCCACACACACAGCCUCUGUCCCCUCCUGACCUUCCCUCCGCUCUGGCUUUGGCCGGACGGCGCGUGCGGUGCCUGUGCCCACAAGGGAACUAGCUCGCCCCUUCUGGCAGCUGCCAGGCCAGGGCUGUGUGGACAGGAACGCCCAGCAGCCUCCAUCUGUUUCCAAGCUGAGGGUUACUUCAGGGGCAGUGGCUUCCUCCCUCGCCGGCUCUGCCUCCUCCUGCGCUCUCGAUGAAGUGGGUUCUUGUGCCUUCCCCCUCCUGGGCCCCCUGGGCCCGGCCCUGCUCCUCCCUCCCGGACCACCCGGACCAACACUGCACCCCAGCCUGGCAGUCACAGAAGCACGGCCCAGCCACCUUUGUCUUUCUGGGGGUGUUGAGGGGAGGAGUGAGAGAAGGUCUUCCAGAAAACUUCAUAAGCUAGUUUUUGUUCUGUAAAGUGACACCUUUCAUACUUGACUGAGUUUCCCAGCAACUUCCAGCCACUCAUUCAAAAGCUGUGAUUUUUGUCUCCCCUUCCCCACGUUCCAGCCUGGGGGCAGCUCCACCCAGAAACCAUUAGAUGCAGGGUCCUGGGGAGCAUGCCCCUCCUGGGGCCCCAGAGUUGUGUCCGGCUGAGCCUGUCCGCCUGGAAUGUUUCCCCCUCGUUGUACUGGAACUUUCUGAUGUGCCCCUCCCCUGCCUUCAGGUGGAUGGUGGGUCCUGACAACUGGUUUGGAGAGGGUGAGAGGAAGCCCAGGGCUCAGCCUGGGCCUAUGUCCAGACAGCAGGGGCUGAGGGAACCGCCUUGCCUUUUCAUCCCCUUCCUUUCCUGCCUUCCUCCCUGGCUGAGCAGAGGAGGGAAUGUGAUUUAGAUGUCCUUGGAACGACCGCCCCGGCUGAGCAAUAAGAAACUGGGGCUGGCGUGGUGGCCCGAGCCCCUCACUCUGCUUCACCUGGGGAACCGACGCACUCACCAGCCCCGGGAUGGCCAGUGGGUGGCUGCUGGCGUGCUGGCGCUGAGGCAGGUGUCCUGGCCCGUGUUGCGCGUCCAGGUUCCCCCAGGCCUGGCAGGGGUGGCGAACCCACAGCCUUCUGAUUUCAAGAU
Messenger RNA from Propithecus coquereli (Coquerel's sifaka), 3263 nucleotides. It is a transcript of the gene EHD1, whose product is annotated as EH-domain containing 1. The record is from RefSeq and is a predicted model, not a curated record. Gene Ontology annotation, molecular function: protein binding; molecular adaptor activity; GTP binding. NCBI's taxonomy places the organism in Eukaryota, Metazoa, Chordata, Mammalia, Primates, Indriidae. Gene Ontology annotation, biological process: clathrin-dependent synaptic vesicle endocytosis; endosomal transport. Bases 246 to 1850 code for a protein of 534 amino acids. Gene Ontology annotation, cellular component: cytoplasm; plasma membrane; intracellular vesicle. The transcript has 5 exons.